UCAUGAUUACAGCUGUUCUUCGAACAUCUUAUAUUCGAGCUUGUUUUCAAACUUCACGAAAUCCAUCCAGAAAUUUUAUAUUCACAAACAUGGCAUCAAGAAAUAUUGUCACUUCUGUUUCAGUACCAAAGCUGAAAGAUUCUUCCUUACUGCGACACGCUGCGUUCAUUAACAAUGAAUGGAUCCCUGCUUCAUCAGAGACAUUCCGAGUCAUUGAUCCUGCAAACGGUGAAGAAAUUGGCCAAUUACCGGAAAUGGGAGCAAAAGAAACAAAAGAAGCCAUCCAAGUGGCAUCCGAUGCAUUCAAAAAAUGGUCUCGUACCACGGCAAAGGAACGUCAUGACUUGCUCAAGAAAUGGUACGACAUUGUCAUGGCGAAUCAAGAAGAUUUGGCCACCAUUUUGACAUGGGAAAACGGUAAAACCAUUGCCGAGGCACGAGGUGAAAUCGCCUAUGGUGCAUCCUUUUUCGAAUGGUUCGCCGAAGAAGCUGUACGUUCCUAUGGCAAUGUGAUCCCUUCGCCUAUUCCCAGCCAAAGAUAUAUCACCAUCAAGCAACCAGUCGGAGUAGUUGGUAUCAUUACACCAUGGAAUUUCCCAAAUGCCAUGAUUACACGUAAAGUGGGUGCGGCGCUGGCAGCCGGUUGUACCGUGGUGAUCAAACCAGGCGCCGAAACGCCUUAUUCUGCUCUUGCAUUGUGCGAACUGGCCAAACGUAUUGGUAUCCCUGCCGGUGUUAUUAACGUUGUCACAACCGAGAAAAAAGUCGCUGAAGUUGGCAAAGAAUUAUGCACUAAUCCGAUUGUGAAGAAGAUUUCAUUUACUGGCUCGACUGCCGUCGGCAAACUUUUGAUGAGUCAAUCAUCCGGUACCAUGAAGAAGAUAUCCAUGGAGUUGGGCGGCAAUGCUCCAUUUAUUGUGUUUGACGAUGCUGACUUGGAUGCUGCUGUCGACGGUGCAUUGGCUUCCAAGUUCCGAGGCACGGGUCAGACUUGUGUGUGCGCGAACCGUAUCUACGUGCAAAAGGGUGUCUACAAGGCUUUUGCUGAGAAACUCGCUGCCAAAGUGGGUGGAUUCAAAGUCGGUCACGGAUUUGCUACGGAUACGACCCAUGGCCCUUUGAUCAAUGACAAAGCGGUUGAGAAGGUUCAGCGACAUUUGGAAGACGCAGUGAGUAAAGGUGCUGAAGUGGUCAUUGGUGGCAAACAUCUGGGUGGCAGCUUCUUCGAGCCUACGGUGAUUACUGGCAUGACCAAAGAGAUGACCAUUUUCGAGGAGGAGACAUUUGGCCCGUUGGCGGCUUUGUUUGAAUUCGACACUGAAGAACAAGUGAUUCAGCUCGCCAACGAUACACCUUUCGGCUUAGCUGGCUAUUUCUACUCACGCGAUAUUGGCCGUAUCUGGCGUGUUGCCGAGGCGCUGGAAACCGGUAUGGUGGGCGCCAACUCUGGCAUCAUUUCCAGUUGCUAUAGUCCAUUUGGCGGUGUCAAGGAGAGCGGUGUUGGACGUGAAGGUUCUAUGUAUGGCAUGGAUGAUUAUCUGAAUAUCAAGUACAUCAACAUGGGAGGGCUUCAAUAAUGCUGGAACAUAAUGAAGAAAAACGAAAAGCUUGCUCGAAAAUUUCAUCAUGACUAAUAAAAUUCUUUUCAAAAAAGCAAUUACC
This is a messenger RNA of Radiomyces spectabilis, 1662 nucleotides long. RefSeq names its product Aldehyde/histidinol dehydrogenase. Lineage: Eukaryota; Fungi; Mucoromycota; Mucoromycetes; Mucorales; Radiomycetaceae. The transcript is spliced from 6 exons. The record is from RefSeq and is a predicted model, not a curated record. Gene Ontology annotation, biological process: GABA catabolic process. The annotation marks the transcript as partial. Gene Ontology annotation, molecular function: succinate-semialdehyde dehydrogenase (NAD+) activity.